This is a messenger RNA of Zingiber officinale, 2016 nucleotides long. RefSeq lists its product as uncharacterized. The transcript has 3 exons. The record is from RefSeq and is a predicted model, not a curated record. Lineage: Eukaryota; Viridiplantae; Streptophyta; Magnoliopsida; Zingiberales; Zingiberaceae. Gene Ontology annotation, biological process: regulation of monopolar cell growth. The coding region runs from base 104 to 1843 and encodes 579 amino acids.
GGUUUCUCUAAGCAAAUGCAGAAGCAGAGUGGCUGCAGUUAAGGAAUUACUGAUUCCUAUUUCUGCAGUGGAGUAGAAAGGAGGAGCUUGUUAGAAGCCCAAGAUGCCUGCAAAGUUGAACAAGAAUUUUUCUAAUGAAAACCCAGAUUUGGGGAGGCAAAUUGGGUGUGUGACUGGGAUCUUUCAGCUGUUCGACGUCCGCCGUUUCCUCUCAGGGAGGCACUCAAACUGCCUCAAGCAUAAGAAUCCUCCUUCAGGAAAAAAUGCUCUUCUGAACAGUGCAAGGAAUGAGUCAGAGCCAAGACCAUGUUCUUCAGAGAUUUCAGAUUCUGAAUUCAGAAUUACUGAACAGGAGAAAAAUCUAACCAACUACUUGUAUGAAAAUGGAAAGGCUUCGACAGAAUCGUCCAGAGCUUCUUGCUCCUCUUCUUCCAGCUCUUCCUUCUCUUCUCUAGAAUUUAACAAAUCUUCUCAAAAAGAUGCGUGCCCAUUCGACAGAGCAUUCUUUUCAGAUAUGUCCCGGAUGAACUCAUCGAUCUUCAUGCAACUUGAUGGUGAAUUUAAGUCCACAAACAGUCCACCAGUUGCUAGAAAGCUGAACAACCAUGCUUACAAACAUGAAGACUCUCCUAGGCCUUCACUGCCAGCAAAUCUCGACGAAGCAAUUAGAAUUGUGAUUGAACUCGAGAAAGCACCUUGGCGGUUUACCGACCUUGAGUCUAAGGAUGCCUCAUUUACCCAGGAGUUGCAGAGAACUCCGAGGUUCUCAUUGGAUGGGAGGGAGAACUCCAAGUCUUGUAACCAAGUCAGAGAGCUUCCAAGACUGUCACUGGAUAGCAGGCAAGGUCCUCAUCAAAAGAGCAUUUCUACCUUUGCUUCCAGAACAAGUUUACCUUUUGAGGACCUGGACAGAGCAAGCAGUAGAUCCUACUUGAAUAGAGCUUCCAAUCUGCUUCAGGAUCUUAGCAGCAAAAGGAGGCACCCUAGUGUCGUCGAAAAGCUCAUGGGCUUAGAAGACAUGGCUGAAUUAAGCUCGCCAGCUCAAACCGCAGUUACCAGACAAAAUCUUGUUACAAAAAAUGCUCAAAUUUCUCAAUCCAUUCAAAGAAGAGAUUCAAUCUUGACAAAGACAGCGCAAGGCAAUCGUCAAAGUGAGAGAUCACCGAAGGCGAGCAAACCGCUGACAAAAGCAAGUGAUACUCAUGAAUCCUUUCGGCCUCCGGUUGUAAUCAUGAAACCUGCGAAGACUAUCGACAUAGCAAACGCCUCAACUCACUCCAUGAUGCAACUGGAAGGCCUAUCAACUCUUCCUAAGGUGCAUAUACGGAGUACUGGAAGGGAAAAAAGUCAUGCUGGCAUCACAACUGACAGAAGGUCUACUGCAAGCAAUAAUUCACCCAGAUGUCAAUCAAACUCAACUUUGAGGCUGGGAGAAAACGUUGCAGUUUCACCGAGAGCUUCAGGCACUAGAAGCCCCAGACCAGACGAAGCAGAGAAGAAGAAGAAGAAGAGAGCCCAAGCAGAGAAGGUUACAAAGUGUCGCCUCGGUGACACAUCGCCAGCUUCAAACACAAGUGGUGGGUUGCCAUUACAAUCGACUGCUCCACGGCAGAGGAGGAAGCCAAGUGAGAAGAAAUUGCUUGAAGAAGUGUGCUCUGAGAUCGAGGAUUGGCUAGAACUCAUAUACAAGGAAAACAUUCUUCAUCCAUCUGAAGGAUGGGAAAAUUUUGGCUCUGAGAAAACGAAGGUGGCCUUGCAGGUCGAAAGUUUGCUGCUUCAGGAUUUGAUCGAUGAAGUUGUAGGUGAAAGUGGUGCGCAGGCCAAGACAAGCAAAUUUGCUUAGAUAGACAUUUGGGUCGUGCUUGGAUCAAUUAUUUCAACUUGUUUGUUAAUUCUUGACCUUCAAAUAAGGCCUAGUCGAUUGUGUUGUGUGUGUGUGUGUUUUUUCUUGUUUACAAUUGCAUAUCACAUAUGUUUCAUUCUUCAUGAGUUUCAAAAGGAAGAACGAUAUUUUAU